AUGAAGUACUCUGUCGCUGCCGCCACCGCCGUCCUGGCCCUCGCCUCGGGCGUCGUCGCCAAACCCCAAAUCACCAACUCGGGCUCCAUUGACCCCAAGGAGGGCAAGGCCUUUACGCUCGAGCUCUCGGGCUGCGCCGCCGGGUGCACCGUGUACCUGAUGCAGGGCGCCAAGGACCAGCAGGUCCCGGUCAAGGUCCUCGACAGCUCCGCCACCACCUCGGCCAAGAUUACCCUCAGCGACGUUGGCUCCGGCAGCUACAGCAUCCGCGUCAAGGACAACUCCGUCACCGGCACCGCCGCCGACGACAACGCCAACAACGACUACACCGGCAUCUUUGCCUACACCGGCACCGGCCCGACCUCGUUCCCGCCCCUGUCCGGCACCGCCAGCGCCACCUCAUCCAGCGCGAGCGCCUCGUCUAGCUCUGCCGCCUCGUCGUCUGCCUCGUCCUCCUCUUCCGCCACCAGCUCCGCUUCCUCCUCUUCUUCCGCUUCCUCGGCUUCCUCUGCCUCGACCUCUGCGACCUCGGCGUCGUCGGCCUCGGCCACCAGCUCUUCCAGCAAGGCCUCCAGCAGCGCCAGCAAGACCGCAGGCAGCGCCACCGCUUCGCCUACCAGCACAACUCCCCCCAGCGCUGGCAACAUGCUUGCCCUCUCGCCCCUCGGCCUGAUUGGCGCCGCCGCUGCCGCCCUCUUCCUGUAA
Cordyceps militaris CM01 is the source of this 705-nucleotide messenger RNA. RefSeq lists its product as uncharacterized. Bases 1 to 705 code for a protein of 234 amino acids. Lineage: Eukaryota; Fungi; Ascomycota; Sordariomycetes; Hypocreales; Cordycipitaceae. The transcript is spliced from 3 exons. The record is from RefSeq and is a predicted model, not a curated record.